AUGGGUUGGUUAGUGAGAGAAAGAAGGGGUGCAAGCUGGAAGGAUCAAACCCUAGACUCACUAUCUGCACCUCCACUGCCAUUGCUGGUGUUCUUUGGGCUGUUCAUAAUGUUGAUGUCUUUAGCGACUUAUUCGGAGUUCAAGGAGAGGGUGGAGAGGAGCAAGAUGGGGUUUAGGCUCGGUCUGCUGCUGCUGCCGCUGGUGGGGGUUCUGGUGGUGAACAUAAUGAUUAUCCACCGCAGGUGGUGGCGCUACGCCUUCGGAGUGCGGCGAUCUGUGUACGAGGCGGUGGCGAACGACGGAAGUUCGGUGGUGGGGUUGGUGGUGGUGUUGGCACUGCUGCUUGUCAUGGUUUAUUAUCAAUCCUCGUUUCAGUCUGCUUGGUUUAGACCCAUAUAG
Molecule: messenger RNA, 399 nt
Organism: Sesamum indicum (sesame)
Lineage: Eukaryota; Viridiplantae; Streptophyta; Magnoliopsida; Lamiales; Pedaliaceae
Source: RefSeq, a predicted model, not a curated record